AUGCCGCCCAAGGUGAAAUUGCAUACUCUUAGCGCAACCCAAGUCCUUGCAUUGUUCAAGGACGACRCGAUCACGGUUUUACAAUAUGCACGAGCUCUGCUGAGCCGCUUGGAAGAGCGCGACGACGUUGUAAAAGCGUGGGCUUACCUUGAUAAAGAGCAUGUCCUGAGCCAAGCUCGUGCUCUAGAUAGGAUUCCCAGAUCCGAACGGGGUCCUUUGCAUGGUGUAGGCGUGUGCAUUAAAGAUAUCAUGGACACAAAAGACAUGCCCACCGCCUGGGGCUCUGCGCUCUACAAAGACCGUCGACCGGCUGUCGACUCAUCUCCUGUGUCUAUUUUACGAAGUGCAGGAGCACUCAUCAUCGGMAAAGGCACGACGACCGAAUUCACGCUUCCYAACUUCGGACCCAACACCACGAACCCGCAUGAUAGAGAACGUACACCAGGUGGAUCCUCUGCGGGACCGGCAGCGGCAGUAGCUGACUAUCAGGUACCGCUCAGCUUCGGCACACAAAAUGGCGGAAGUAUUAUCCGACCGGCGUCGUACACGGGCAUAUUCGCCAUGAAGCCAACGAUGCACGCCAUUUCGGGCGACGGCGUAAAGAUAGUCUCAAUCAGCACCGAUACUGUCGGUUUCUUCGCCCGCAGUGUGGAAGACUUGCAGCUGGUAGCAAACGUGUUCAACCUUUGGGCAGAUGCCGAUUCCAAGACGAUACCUUCCUUGGAUCAGACACGCGUCGCGUUCGUCAAAAGCGCAAUGUGGCAAAGCGCAGGUCCCGCCACGGUUGCAGCCAUGGAGAAUGCUGCUCGGAUUUUGAAACGACAUGGUGUGCAGGUCGAAGAGGUGGAACUCCCGCCAGACUUGGGCGAUCCCAAGACCAUCCGUGCAACACACAAGACGAUACUCAACAUUGAGGCUCAAGCAGCCUUGCUUUCAGAUUACCGCAAUAACUUCAAGGAUCAGUUGGGCCACAAAAUUUGCGACCUGGUGGAGAACAAGGCGAACGUUACUCAUGAGCAAACUAUAGAGGCCAUGGACCGGUACGCACGCUGGCGUCCGACUUUUGACAAUUUUGCCAAAGAUUAUGCGGCCAUCAUCACGCCCAGUGCCGAAGACGUCGCACCCCUUGGACUGGGCGACAUGGGUGCUUCUACAUUCAACAUUCUUUGGACGGGAUUGUACACACCGACCAUCAAUGUUCCUGCAUUCAAAGGUGAGGAAGGUAUGCCAGUGGGUCUGUCCAUUCUAGCUGGUAGAUUUCGCGAUCAAUAUGUUCUCAAGAUUGCCAGGAUUCUCAGCAAGCCUUUGAUGGAUGAGGGUGGAUGGACAAUCGUAGAGCCACCACUUGCUAAUAAGCUGUGA
Ramularia collo-cygni is the source of this 1362-nucleotide messenger RNA. Its product is annotated as related to glu/asp-tRNA amidotransferase subunit A. Gene Ontology annotation, molecular function: catalytic activity. The record is from RefSeq and is a predicted model, not a curated record. Bases 1 to 1362 code for a protein of 453 amino acids. Lineage: Eukaryota; Fungi; Ascomycota; Dothideomycetes; Mycosphaerellales; Mycosphaerellaceae. The transcript has 5 exons.